AUGCGGGAGGCCGGAGCCGGCUGCGGGGAUGGCCGGGCCGAGGCCGAGCCCUGCCUGGGCCCCGGGGGCAGGCUGGCGGCCGCCGUGUGCCUGGGCGCCGUGGGCAGCCUGGGCUUCUGCAGCAACCUGCUGGUGCUGCUGCUCUUCUGGCGCUUCCCGGCGCUGCGCUCCCCCAUCAACCUGCUGCUGCUCAACAUGGCCCUCAGCGACCUGCUGGGCUGCGCGCUGGGCACCCCGCUCGGGCUGGCAGCGGGCAGCAGCGACAGCAACAACAGCAACAGCACCGCUGCCGGGGCCGCCUGCGCCUGGCACGGCUUCGCCACCGCCCUCUGCGGCAUCAUCUCCCUCAUCUCCCUGGCCGUGCUCUCGUACGAGCGUUGCUGCACCAUGACCAGGACAGCAGAGCCUGACACCACCAACUACAGGAAAGCCUGGGCAGCCAUCAUCCUGUCCUGGACAUACUCCCUGCUCUGGACUGUGCCCCCACUGCUUGGCUGGAGCAGCUAUGGGCCAGAAGGAGCAGGGAUAACCUGCUCUGUGAACUGGCAUUCCAGGGACGCCAACAACGCCUCCUACAUCAUCUGUCUUUUCAUCUUCUGCCUCGUGAUCCCGUUUGCCAUCAUUGUCUAUUCCUAUGGGAAGCUGCUCUGUGCUGUCAGACAGGUGAGCAGCCUGCCCCGGGGGCCGGGCCGGGGCCGGGAGCAGCGCGUCCUGCUCAUGGUGAUGGUGAUGGUGCUGUGCUUCCUCCUCUGCUGGCUGCCCUACGCGGCUGUGGCACUGCUGGCCACCUUCGGGCAGCCUGGCCUCAUCAGCCCGGCAGCCAGCAUCGUCCCAGCCAUCCUUGCCAAGAGCAGCACUGUCUACAACCCCAUCAUCUACGUGUUCCUGAACAAACAGUUUUACAGGUGUUUUGUGGAGCUCCUGAGGUGCAACAAAUCCCCCCAAAGCUCCUUGCCUAGGCUGAAACAGCAAGAACAAACCCCAGGCUCUGAAGAGCUUCUGCCAAAGCCCAGCCAAGCCCAAAGGAGAGAUCCAGAGCUUGGUGCUGUAGGAGGGCUCCAAGAAACAAGCUGCAUGUGAGGAGAGGGGCACAAGGCUCUCCAGGAGGGAAUGGCCAGCCUGCAGAUGGUCCCUCUCACCCUGGCUUGGAUUAACUCCUCCAAAAAUUCUCAUGUUGCUUUUCAAACAAACACAAACAGAUCAUUAUGAACUAUGCAGUUACAGGGUAAAGCUCUACUGAAAUUUAAAGUGCGUGUAUUGGUUAUGUUUCAAAGUUUAGAAAUUGCAGCUGAAACUUAGGAAAAUAUGUAUUUUAGGGACUUUUCUCUUAAAUUGUCAGCUUACAAAGUUAGUGCAGCAAAAGA
Molecule: messenger RNA, 1364 nt
Organism: Zonotrichia leucophrys gambelii
Lineage: Eukaryota; Metazoa; Chordata; Aves; Passeriformes; Passerellidae
Product: pinopsin-like
Exons: 4
Coding region: 1-1080 (359 amino acids)
Biological process (GO): G protein-coupled receptor signaling pathway; cellular response to light stimulus; phototransduction
Cellular component (GO): photoreceptor outer segment; plasma membrane
Molecular function (GO): G protein-coupled photoreceptor activity
Source: RefSeq, a predicted model, not a curated record